Molecule: messenger RNA, 4687 nt
Organism: Sciurus carolinensis (gray squirrel)
Lineage: Eukaryota; Metazoa; Chordata; Mammalia; Rodentia; Sciuridae
Gene: Ids
Product: iduronate 2-sulfatase
Exons: 9
Coding region: 143-1798 (551 amino acids)
Molecular function (GO): iduronate-2-sulfatase activity
Source: RefSeq, a predicted model, not a curated record
CAGCAGGAGCCCGGGCCUGUGGGCCCGCGGCGGCCGCGUCGCGCUGUCUUCCUGACAAGGCACCUGUGGCUGCAGCAGCAGCUGUCCAGGCUUCCAUCCUCAGACCAUCACUGCCGCCCUGAGCGGCGGCGCAGAAGCAGAAAUGCUGUCGCCGUUUCCGCCUGGCUGGAACCUGCUCUGGCUCGGCCUGGUCCUGGGCUCGGUCUGCGCCGCCCUGGAAGCAGCAGCGCAGGCAAACUCCACCACAGGUGCUCUGAACGUCCUUCUCAUCAUUGUGGAUGACCUACGCCCAUCCCUGGGCUGUUAUGGGGAUAAACUAGUGAGAUCCCCAAAUAUCGACCAGCUGGCAUCCCACAGUCUCCUCUUCCAGAAUGCCUUUGCCCAGCAAGCAGUGUGUGCCCCAAGCCGCGUGUCCUUCCUCACCGGGAGGAGGCCUGACACCACACGCCUGUAUGACUUCAACUCCUACUGGAGGGUGCACGCGGGAAACUUCUCCACCAUCCCCCAGUACUUCAAGGAGAAUGGCUACCUGACCAUGUCGGUUGGAAAAGUCUUUCACCCUGGUGUAUCUUCUAAUCAUAGUGAUGAUUCUCCAUAUAGCUGGUCUUUUCCUCCUUAUCAUCCUUCCUCAGAGAAGUAUGAGAACACUAAGACAUGUAGGGGGCAAGACGGAGAACUCCAUGCCAACCUGCUUUGUCCUGUGGAUGUAGUGGAUGUGCCCGAGGGCACCUUGCCUGACAAACAGAGCACUGAGCAAGCAAUACGAUUGUUGGAAAAGAUGAAAACAUCUGGCAGUCCUUUCUUCCUGGCUGUUGGGUACCAUAAGCCACACAUCCCCUUCAGAUACCCCAAGGAAUUUCAGAAGUUGUACCCUUUGGAGAACAUCACCCUGGCUCCUGAUCCCCAGGUCCCUGAUGGCCUACCUCCUGUAGCCUACAACCCCUGGAUGGAUAUCAGGCAACGGGAAGACGUCCAAGCCUUAAACAUCAGUGUGCCCUAUGGCCCCAUUCCUAUGGAUUUUCAGCGGAAAAUUCGCCAGAGCUACUUUGCCUCUGUUUCCUAUUUGGAUACGCAGGUUGGCCACCUUUUGAGUACCUUAGAUGAUCUUCAGCUGGCCAACAACACGAUCAUUGCAUUUACCUCUGAUCAUGGUUGGGCCCUUGGUGAACAUGGAGAAUGGGCCAAAUACAGCAAUUUUGACAUCACUACCCGUGUGCCCCUGAUGUUCUAUGUUCCUGGAAGGACAGCUUUGCUUCCAAAAGCAGGAGAGAAACUUUUCCCUUACCUCGACCCUUUUGAUUCCACCACAGAACUGAUGGAGCCAGGCAGGCAAACCACGGACCUUGUGGAACUUUUGUCUCUCUUCCCCACACUGGCUGCACUUGCAGGACUACCGGUUCCACCUCAUUGCCCUGUUCCUUCAUUUCAUGUUGAGCUGUGCAGAGAAGGCCAGAACCUUCUGAAGCAUUUUCAAUUACAUGACAAAGAAGACGAUUCACACCUCCAUGGUAAUCCCCGUGAGUCGAUCGCCUAUAGCCAAUACCCUCGGCCUGCAGACUCACCUCAGUGGAAUUCUGACAAGCCAAGUUUAAAAGAUAUAAAGAUCAUGGGCUACUCCAUACGUACCAUAGACUAUAGGUAUACUAUAUGGGUUGGUUUCAAUCCUGAUGAAUUUAUGGCUAAUUUUUCUGAUAUCCAUGCAGGGGAACUGUAUUUUGUUGAUUCUGACCCAUUGCAGGAUCACAAUAUAUAUAAUGACUCCCAACAUGGAGAACUUGCUCGAUCAUUGAUACCUUGAGUUUUGCAGCUAUGGAGGGCAAAUGUAAUGUUCUCCUGUUGAGCUGAUGAGAGGAGGCAUUAGAGAUGGUUAUUUUGUCAUUACCCAUAAUAUUGGAAGCAGCUGGAGUAUGAGGUAAUCAAAACAUGCUUAAACCAUUUGGCCUAAGAGUGUGUGACAACCAAUCCUUUUCUUUUAGUCUUUAUUAAUUUGUAAUUGUUAGAUUGGGACUGGGCUGAACCUUUUCUUCCCUUGUUUUAAAUAGUCCAUAGCUUAGUCAUAGUAAGUACAAAAUGAACACACCAAAAUUAUGUCAUACCUUUUUAUACCAAGAUCAUAUUAACCAAAUAAUAACAUGUAUAUACUCAAGAAAUAAUUUAUUUGUGGAAUUUAGUACAUUUGAAUAAGUAACCAUAUAUCAAAUUAGGUUCUACCCUAAGUUCUCAAUUUUUAAUAACUUAAUAACAUAUUUUAGGUUUUCCAAUAUAUUACAAACAUAUAAACAUAUAAUUCACAUUUCUUUCUCAAUUAUAAAGUUAAAUACUAAUUCUAGAAGCCAGUACCAUAAAGUCUAUUUUCAGUUUUUGUUUUUAAGAUCACAAGAUUUCAAAAUCCAAAGAUAAAAUAUGCGUGAAGUGAUUAAUAUGUUAUUUCUAAAUCAAAUAAUAAAUAAUGCUUAGUAGUCUAGAGACUUGAAAUUCAUGGGAAAUUAAGUUAAAACUUUUCAAAUGCUUUCUGGCCCCAAUAAUACUUGGUUAGCAAAAAAUAUGAUCUUAAAAGUUAGUGACCAUCUAUUAGAAGUCUGUUAUUCACAGUGAAAAUAUUUAAAGCUAUAGCUAUAUCCAUGGUUUGACUCACUUAGACUCAUAUAAAUGUUCUUAUUUAGGGAUGAUUGAUUGUAGAUAUCCAUUUAUCUAGGGGACAGGACAUAUUCUAUGUUUAAUCGCUUAUGAAAAAAUAGCAAUUCUGUUAAAUUCUGAAUUAUUUUGAGGAUCGUAAAAACUUUUCAUUAGUAUAAUAGUAUGUCAUUUUCAAUCCCCCAGAAUAUAUAGUCCUGUAUUUCCUAAAUAUGAAAGUAACCAGAAAGGCAGGUAAUAGUAAUAAACUUAGCCCAUAUCAUCUUGAAUAGAAUAUUUAUAAGUCAUAUUUAUAACAUGAUGAGGCUGAUCAACUAUCACAUCAUCAAAAGAAUCAACAUAUUUCUCAAUAAAUAAAUAAUUUAGUCUGUCUUGUAUAAAAAUGAGUAAUUUUAGUAAUUUUCUCUUUAUAAAUGGCUCAGUGUUUCAAGGUAAAGGUAAAAUAAAAUAUAGUAAAUAGCAAAUUAGAUUAAGUUACUGUGGUGCAUUGAAUUGUAACCAAGAUGACAAGAUAUUAUAUUAAAAUCAUUGAAAUUUCAAAGACUUUUAAAACUAAUUAGCUUGUGAUAGAGGUGUAUAUAACACAGUGAUCUUCUGAGCAGAGUUAGUUAGGCAACAAGUUUUAUUUAAGGAAUAAAGGGUCCUAUUCAUCUCUCCCAAUUCCAGAAUUUCUCUCCCCUUUGGAAGCUUCAGCUUUUAUAAAUAGUUUCCCUAAGCUUUUUCUUUCACAUUAUUCAUCCUCAUUAUUGCUCUUUUCAUGUGCACUAUAACUUUUAUGAUAGUCUAGAAAUUCCUCAUGACAUAUUUGCAGUGUAUUUAGGUUUAUCUCCUAUUUCACAGUUAUAAUAAGCUUUAAUACAGGUUUUAAUUUCACAUGUGUUUGUCGAUCCUGGUUGGCUACAAUAUGUACACUUAAUUUUUCUCACUUAUUUCCUGAAGCACAGUUUUAGUAUAAAAAAAUCUCCAAAUUCUGUUCUUGAUGAGUCAUAAGCUGAACUGUGCUGUCCACUUGGUAGCCACUAGGCAUAUGUUCCUAUUUAAAUGUAAAUUAAUUAAAAUAAAAAAAAAGUUAAAAAGAAGAUUUCCAGUCACACCAUAUUUCAGGUGCUUGGUAACCACAGAUCUAGAGCAUCUCCACCGUAGCCGAAGGUUCCAUUGAACUGAGAUGCCCUGGAUUAUCUCUGAAUUUGAGCUGGUUUGCAGUCUGUUGGUGAGUUAUUCGUGUGAGCUAUUUCUCUACCCUUAAUUUGACCACAAAGACUUGUCAGGAGGUGAGCAAAGUAUGUUUGGUUUAGGCAUAGAGUAGCAAGUUCACCGUGGCAAUUGACCUCUUCCUCUCCAAUUCCAUCACCAUUGCCUCAGUCCUUCUCCCCUCUUUCCCAAGUAGUUUACCUCCCCUCCUCUUUCCUCCCCUCUUCCUAAAGGAAUCCAUGUGUCUUCCUAAAAUCCCUCUUGCCCCUGCCCUUUGAGAACACCGUCAGUGCCUACUAUGGGUCUAGACAGACCUCCGCUGAGCAGUCAGAGUCUUCCCUGGCUCCACGAUCCCCCUGCCCUUGGCUGACUUUCCCUUGCCUGUCCCUGCCUCCCCCUCCUAGUUGUGUCCCAUCCUCUCUUCACCUACCCACUCACAACCAUUUAUCAUAGCCUCGUCCCUGUGCCCCUACCAAGAGGCUGAAGCUUUUGUGACUUUCUAGACUGUUUUGGGAUGAAAUGAACACCCCUGAAAGGUCUUGUGUUUACCUUAUUUUACCAAGGGUGUUUUUUUCUAAUUAUAGAUUGGUUUCUAAAUUAUAAAAAAAUAAAAAAACAAAUGUAGUAAAAGGUGAAAAAAAGUGUGUUUUAUCCUAAAUAAUCACUUAAUAUCUUGUCUUUUGGGGGGGGUGUGAAUUUUUCACAUUGCUGUGAUUACACUAUGUUCUUUUAUUCAUAUUCUCUUUUUAAAACGUUUUUAAAUUUGUUCUAAUUAGUUGUACAGGACAGUAGAAUGCAUUUAUAGAUUUUGAUAGAACAUACAUAAAUGGAGUGUGAUUUUUCAUUUUUCUUAUUGUACAUA